Molecule: messenger RNA, 6961 nt
Organism: Pangasianodon hypophthalmus (striped catfish)
Lineage: Eukaryota; Metazoa; Chordata; Actinopteri; Siluriformes; Pangasiidae
Gene: ubr2
Product: ubiquitin protein ligase E3 component n-recognin 2
Exons: 47
Coding region: 69-5330 (1753 amino acids)
Biological process (GO): ubiquitin-dependent protein catabolic process via the N-end rule pathway
Cellular component (GO): ubiquitin ligase complex; cytoplasm
Molecular function (GO): zinc ion binding; ubiquitin protein ligase activity
Source: RefSeq, a predicted model, not a curated record
GAAGUUGCGCGAGCGCCUGGUUUCCGGUUCCGUCGCUCUUCGCUCUUCUCUCGCCAGUGAAGUGAAACAUGGCGGAGGCUGAGACUGAUCGAGAAGCUGCGACUGCUCUCUGCAGCGAAUUCCUCGAUUUCUCUGCCAAGGACACCGCUGCGAAAUGGCUUCAGGCGACAGACCUGCCCAAAGAUGUCUACCAGCACCUGGCUUGCUAUGUGCCCAAAAUCUACUGCCUUGGGCCCAACUUGAACCCUCAGAGUGAGGACCUGCUGGCCCAGCUGCUGCUGCAGGCACCAAUGGAGUGGUACCUGUGUGGAGAAGAGCCUUCAACCGGGUUGGCCAAGCUCGAGCAGAACAACCAGCCUUCUCAGCUCUGUGGUCACGUCUUUAAAGUGGGCGAACCCACGUACUCCUGCAGAGAAUGUGCAGCAGACCCAACAUGUGUGCUGUGCAUGCAGUGCUUUCUAGGCAGUGUGCAUAAGGAGCAUCGUUACAGAAUGACAACCUCUGGGGGAGGGGGGUUCUGUGACUGCGGCGACACAGAAGCAUGGAAGAAGGGUUCUUACUGUCAGAAACAUGAGCCCAACAUCGGUGACUCCUCCCAGGAGGAUCCACUUGCCAGUCUCUCUGCAGACAUGAUUGCUCGUACAUAUAAUAUCUUUUCUAUCAUCCUGAAAUAUGCUGUGGACAUGCUCACAUGGGACAAGGAAGAUGAGCUCCCUCUAGGCCUUGAACCACCGGAGCGUGGAGACACCUAUUACUGCAUGCUGUUUAAUGAUGAGGUGCACACUUAUGAACAGGUCAUAUACACGCUACGGAAGGCUGUGAACUGCACACAGAAAGAAGCGGUCAGCUUUGCUACUACAGUGGACAGAGAUGGCCGGAAGUCUGUACGUUAUGGGGAUUUUCAGUUCUGUGAACAGGCCAAGUCUUUUAUUGUGCGAAACACAAGUCGUCAGUCGAAGCCCCUGCGGGUUCAGGUCAUGCACUCCUCAGUGGUAGCGCAUCAGUGUUUUGCUCUCAAAGCGCUCUCCUGGCUUGGCCAUAUCAUCAGAUACUCAGAUGCCCUGAGGAGGAUCCUGUGCCAGGUGGGGCUACAGAAUGGCCCUGAUGGAGAGAACUCCCUUGUUGAUACUUUGAUGCUCUGUGACUCCAAAAUGUGGAAAGGGGCAAGGAAUGUUUACCACCAGCUAUUCAUGAGCAGUCUCCUUAUGGAUUUGAAGUAUAAGAAGCUAUUUGCUAUUCAGUUUGCAAAGAACUAUGAGCGCUUGCAGAGCGAUUACGUGAAGGAUGACCAUGACAGGGAGUUCUCCGUUACUGACCUGUCAGUGCAAAUUUUCACCGUGCCUUCCCUGGCACGGAUGCUGAUUACAGAGGAGAACCUGAUGACCACAAUCAUCCGCACAUUUGUUGAUCACCUGAGACAUCGAGACUUGCAGGGACGAUUUCAGUUUGAACGCUACACUGCACAACAGGCCUUUAAAUUCCGCAGGGUCCAGAGUCUUAUAGGAGACCUCAAAUAUGUCCUGAUUAGCCGUCCGACAGAGUGGACCGACAAUCUCAGGGAGAAGUUUCUGGAAGGACUUGAUGCUUUCUUGGAGCUGCUCAAGUGCAUGCAGGGUAUGGACCCAGUAGUGCGACAGGUGGGCCAACACAUAGAGAUGGAACCUGAGUGGGAGGCAGCCUUCACGUUACAGAUGAAGCUCACACACAUUAUCUCAAUGAUGCAAGAGUGGUGUGCCAGUGAUGAGCGGGUGCUAAUCGAAGCCUAUAAGAAGUGCCUAACAGUUCUGACUUACUGCCACAGCGGUUUUACUGACGGAGAGCAACCCAUCACUCUUAGUAUGUGUGGCCACUCGGUGGACACCAUCCGCUACUGUGUCUCACAGGAGAAAGUCAGCAUUCACCUACCCGUGUCUAGAUUGCUGGCAGGACUUCAUAGUCUCCUUAGCAAAACAGAAGUGGCUUACAGGUUCCCUGAACAGCUACCUCUGAGUGAACUGAGCCCCCCCAUGGUGAUUGAGCACCCACUUCGCUGCCUGGUUCUCUGUGCGCAGGUGCAUGCUGGGAUGUGGAGGAGAAAUGGCUUCUCAUUAGUCAAUCAGAUCUACUACUACCACAAUGUGAAGUGUAGGCUUGAGAUGUUUGAUAAGGACCUCAUGAUGCUCCAGGUGGGGGCUUCCAUGAUGGAUCCCAACCACUUUCUGAUGAUUGUGCUCAGUCGUUUUGAGCUCUUUCAUAUCUUCAGUUCAGCAGACUGCAGGAAAAGAUACAACAGAGAGAAUGCUAACAAGGAUGUAGUCCAGCAGAACAGCACUUUAAUAGAAGAGAUGCUUCACCUCAUUAUAAUGGUUGUGGGUGAGCGGUUUACACCAGGCAUUGGGCAUGUCGAAAGCUGUGAUGAACUAAAGAGAGAGAUCAUUCAUCAGCUUUGUAUUCGUCCCAUGGCUCACAGUGAGCUGGUUAAAGCCUUGCCUGAAAAUGAGAAUAAAGAGACAGGAAUGGAGAGAGUCAUUGAUAGUGUUGCAGUGUUUAAGAAGCCGGGAGUGACUGGUAGAGGUCUGUAUGAACUCCGCUCAGAAUGUGCCAAACAGUUCAACCUCUAUUUCCACCAUUACUCCAGAGCUGAUCAGUCCAAGGCAGAGGAAGCUCAGCGAAAGCUUAAGAGACAGAAUGGAGAGGACCCAGCUCUGCCUCCGCCAGCCCUGCCUCCAUUCUGCCCACUGUUUGCCAGCUUGGUAAACAUUCUGCAGUGUGACGUGCUGCUUGGCAUGCUGGGAGCUGUGCUACAGUGGGCUGUGGAGCCCAGCGGAGGACACUGGUCUGAGUCCAUGCUGCAGAGGGUGCUGCACUUGAUAGGCAUGGCUCUGCUGGAGGAGCAGCAACAGCUAGAGAGCAGGGGUGAUGACAAUGAAGUUACCUUCAAUUUCACCCUCAAAAUCUCCCGUCCUGGUGAAGCCCCAAGCAAUACUCCCAGUAUCCUGGCUCUGUUGGAGACCUUGCAGAGCGCUCCUCACUUGGAAGUGCACAAAGACAUGAUUCGCUGGAUCCUUAAAAUGGUGGUUAGCAUUAAAACGAUGCGUGAGCGCACUGCUGCUGCACCUCCCUCUGAAGGAACAGGGCACUGCCAAGAGGAAACUGUGCGGGACAAAGACAAAGCAGAGAGAAAGAGGAAGGCAGAGAUGGCUAGACUGCGCAGGGAGAAGAUCAUGGCUCAGAUGUCGGAGAUGCAGAGACACUUUAUCAAUGAGAACAAAGAGCUGUUCCAGCAGAGUUUAGAGGAGCUGGAUGCCUCUGCCUCUACAUCAGCAGAGCACAGCCCCAGUUCAUGUGACAGUGCUCUGGUGUGUGUGGGACCUCGUCGUUGGCGUGCCAGAGGCGGAGAGAGGAGGCAGGUAGUGACGUGUAUCCUGUGUCAAGAAGAACAGGAGAUCAGACCCGAUGGCAGAGCCAUGGUGCUUGCAGCCUUUGUCCAACGCUCUACAGUCAUGUCCAAGAACCGCCAAAGACCCCCACACAAGCCAGAGAGCUAUGAUCCCCUGUUCAUGCACCCUGACCUGUCCUUUGGUACCCAUACCGGCAGCUGUGGCCACAUCAUGCACUCUCACUGCUGGCAGAGGUACUUUGAGGCAGUGCAGGCUAAGGAGCAGCGCAGACAGCAGAGACUGCGUGUGCAUACCAGUUAUGAUGUAGAGAAUGGGGAGUACUUGUGUCCACUCUGUGAGUGUCUCAGUAACACCGUCAUUCCUCUCCUGCCCCUCACUAAGACUGACUGCAGCAGUAGUGAGCAACCAGGUCUGGCUCAUUGGCUGAAUACUACCUGCCAGCAGAUCAGAGCUUUGCACUCGGCUCAUAAGAAGGCCAAGCCAACAAAUGCUGGUGAGACAGAAACUGUGGAGGACUAUCCUCCUCCUGAGGGUUUCAGGCUGGACCACACUCCAGUCAACCCUUAUUCAAACUCCAUAAGGGAGAUGCUGAUAACAUUUGGUACAGCAACUUAUAAAGUUGGCAUUAAGGUGCACCCUAAUGAGCAGGACCCUCGUGUUCCUAUCAUGUGCUGGGGCAGCUGUUCUUACACCAUCCAGUCUAUAGAGAGAUUAUUAGUAGAUGAGGAGAAGCCUUUGUUUGGAAGUUUACCAUGUAGACAGGACGACUGUUUGAGUUCCCUGGCUCGGUUUGGCUCUGCAUGCUGGACUGUCUCCUCUCACUCCACUGUGCAAAAUCACUUCAUGCGACUGCUGGCGGCACUUGUUCCUGAUCCCCAGGUGGAAAGUUCCCCCUGCAUUCUGGAUGUGGACAUGUUCCACUUACUGGUGAGUCUGGUGCUGUCCUAUUCAGCGUUACACUGCUUAGACUCCUCAGGUCUGAGUGCGGACACUGCACAGCUGCAUCUCCUCCACUUGGUCAUUGUGGCUCACCUGGUCCAGAUCCUCCUCACCUCUGUGCCAGAGGAGCUGACCAUGGAGCAGGAGAGUGAAGGAAUGGAGCGGGAGGAGGAAGAGAGUGUCUGUCUACUCUAUAACACCCUAAGGACUCAUGUAGGCUGUAGCCUGCGUGAGGUUAGCUCGGGUUGGCAUCUCUGGCGUUGUGUAAAGGCAGGCAUCCUGCCCUUCCUCAGAGGAGCUGCUCUGUUCUUCCACCAUCUCAAUGGAGUUCCCACUCCAUCUGAGCUCCAUGCUGUAGGUGCUGGUGAAUGGGAGGCGCUGUGUGCAUAUCUCUGUCUGCCCUCCAACCUGCUCCAGCUCUAUUAUAAUCACCGGGAGCUUCUGGAUCCCCUGCUUCAGGGGUGGUGCUCACAUCCAGGAAUGCAGCAUUGUCUCCAGUCACCUGAAACCCUUAUAAGUUUUCCUCGGGAAUCCAAUAAGCUCAUUGAUUUGCCAGAGGACUACAGUGCACUGAUCAACCAAGCUUCCAGCUUCACUUGUCCUAAGUCAGGUGGCGAUAAGUCUCGUGCUCCAACGCUGUGCUUGGUGUGUGGCACGAUGCUGUGCUCUCAGAGCUACUGCUGCCAGACUGAGCUGGAGAGUGAGGAUGUUGGAGCAUGUACAGCACACACCUUUGCCUGUGGAGCUGGUGUUGGCAUUUUCCUCAGGGUGAGGGAGAGUCAGGUUCUCUUCCUGGCUGGAAAGACUAAGGGCUGUUUUUAUGCUCCCCCAUACCUCGAUGACUAUGGAGAAACAGACCAAGGGCUCAGACGGGGGAACCCUUUACACCUGUGCCACGAGCGCUACAGAAAGAUUCAGAAGCUCUGGCGCCAGCACAGCAUCACAGAGGAGAUCGGUCAUGCCCAAGAAGCUAAUCAGACUCUGGUUGGCAUUGACUGGCAGCACCUGUGAUAUCACUUCCUGAGAGGUCCUGGAGUUUCUUGGCUAAUGCCAAAUCUAAACUAACCAGGGACCUGCACAUUUACGCCAGAGGUUGCCACAUCAAUGCCGCCUCUCGCACACUCCUUUCCUUCCUUAUGUUUCUUUUUUCUCCCUUUGAGUGGAUGAAUGCAUGGCUUUUUUUUCUGUCUUUUUUGGGAGGUGUUCUUACCUCUUACUUUAUUAUUUGAUCUAAAUUGAUAUUUAAAAAUAAAAGUAAAAAACAAACAUAUUGCCAAGGUAUUUAACUGCAAAAUGAUACUUUCUCCUGUAGCAUAGGCUCUCAAAGUAACUGAGAGAACUGAGAAAAGCUAUUUAAGUUCUGUCUGUCCCUGACACUAUUAACUUAUUUUAUGCUCUUUCAGCUCAAGUAUUGUUUACUGCACAGAUGCAGUUCUCAGAUUGCUUUAAUAUUGAAUAAUGCUGGUGUUCUCUCCAAGGCAAGCACAAUGUUCCUCAAUGACCCUUGGGUCUCAAUAGUAGCCAUAAUGGAAUGGCGCCAUCUUCAGGUCAUAUGGCCUACUCCCUUUCUCCCUAUUCCCUGUCACUGCAAUAUCUCUGCUGAGGGCACCCAGCAACUGAAUGCUCAGUGAAGCAAAUGUAAGCCAACCUGAGGAAAUCUGGGAGUGCACAAGUGUCACAUGUGUCUGUGAGUGCCUGUAGCGUGUGUGCUUUGUGUGCUUGUAAGGCCGGUGUGUUUAUAGUGUGAUGGAUUUAUAUGGUUGUCUAAGUGAACAGAAUUAAUUUAACACCGUUGUCAAUUUUGCAACCUGUUUUUGUUAAAUGUUAUUUAUGUGUAGCUUUGUGAAAAUUCAUCAUGGCAGACCUCCACUUUGGGGAAAUAUGUUUUGGAUUUUGCUUAUGUGGUUGAGGAAGCUUAUUACACCUACUGACUUAACGUGUGUGUGUGUGUGUGUGUGUGUGUGUGUGUGUGUGUGCACGUGUAGUUUCAGACAUUUUAAGUCUUUGAGCUACAACAGCAGUUUUGUUUAAAAAACGAACAACAAUAAAAAAAAUUUAAAAAAAACACAGAAAAACCUAAUAUACUUGCUUCACAUGUUGAUCCCAUGAUCCUCUAUGAUAAACAGAAUCAGGGGACAAACCAUGUGAUGGUGAUUUCUUAACAUUAAGUUGAUCAAAUUACUAACAUUGGCAGAUGUGAAAUUACUUCCUGCCUAAUGUGAUAAAGAAAAUCAAAUUACAAGCCCCCCAAUGUUAUUAGCAGGACUUCUUGAGAAAUAUCCAGGAAACGAAAGGGUGCUAGGGCUAAAUAUAAAAGUAUAAACUCAUGACUCAGUUUAAGUGACGGCAAGAUAUUGUCUUAGAAGUUGUAAUGAUUCUGAAGCUUAUUGACAUGACGUUGAAAAGUUGUGGAGUGUCCACUCAAACAGGACUAUUGUCCCGAAGCAUGUGUACGUGUGCGCACACACUCAAAGUCUCAACAGGGUUCCCUGGGGUUUCUCACAGUAAGCAUGUUUCCUGUGUUGAGGUUUAAUUGGAAUCCAGCGUCAAAGACUUACUUGUUAAUAUGUGAAUUAUUGUAUAAAUGGAUACAUUGUACAAUAUUGUAAAACAAAAAAAAAUAAAAUAAGAAAGGAAUGAGA